AUGUCUAAAUUACGUUUCAUUUUGGGCACUGAAUUUGACAAAAUAAUUCCCGAUGAAGAAAAAUCAAAGAUAAAAUUAGUUGAUAAUGUAAUUGUCUUUACGAUCAAGAAUCUUAAAAAUGCACUAAAUGAACGUUUAAAUGUUUUGUCAAAAUAUGUACAGGCAAAAGAAAAAAUUAAAAAUGGAAAUAAAAAAUCGUUUUUGAAUUUUCUCUUUGAUUCAAAAGUUUUGGACAUUAAUAUGGGCCAUGAAAAGCAAAGUGCAAUUUUAGAUAAAGUUGAUAAAGAUAAACAUGAUGAAAUUCUGUUUGAUUUAUUUUUCUGUGAUAUUACUAAACAUAUUGAAUAUAAUGCUGCAAACGAUAUGGUGUUAAACAAAAAACAAGAGAAUAAAAUUUUCGAGGGAAAUCAAAUUAUGAUAAUUAGUAUAUACUCGAUUGGCAGCAAAUUAUUAAAAAAUUUAAAAGUCUUUACUAAUGAAUCGUUUUUCCUUUCUGAAAAAAUUAAAAAUCGUUAUCGUCAUAUUAUUUGGUUGAUUCUUCAUGGAAUGGAAGAAGUAAAAUAUAAUUCUCAACGUCCACUGACUAGAACUGGCAAAGUUUAUAAAUCAUUCGCAACCGGACGCAUUUGGUAUAAGGAUCAUCCCGGGAAAGACGAAAAUAUUUCUGUUCAGAUAUUUGAGACAAAGACAACAAUAACGAUUAAAGCAGAAACACCUAUGGCAAUUGUUGAAUUAAUUGAAGAAGUUAAAAAUGAGAGGGAAGAAUUGAGAGAGAUGAACGAUGAGGAAUUUAAAAAGAAAAGGGAGUACUCAUUGGUUGCUGAAGAAGAACACAAACAUGAUCAAAAAAAGAAAGAAAUAUUAGCCGAGAUAGAAAACGAACAAAAUAAAAUAUUUGAAGAAAGUAGAAACGAAAGUGGUAAGUUGGUGAAAGAUGUAUUAAAAGAAUUAAAUGAGGAAUCUGAUAAAUUAUUGGAAGAAAUAUGGGAAAUUGAAGACACUAUUAGAAACCUAGAGAUACCUGAAGGAAAAAUACAAGAAUUAAGAGUAUUGAAGGAAAAAAGAGAUGAGAUAUUAAGAAAAAUAAGAGAAAUUAAACUCGAAUACUACUAUAAAGAACUUGAUAAAAAAUCAGCCAAUAUCACCAACCAACUGAAGAAUUUAUUAGAGCAAAAGUUACGAAGGCUAAAAGUUGAAAAUGAUAAUCUUUUAAAGGAGGAUAUAGAGGUUGAGCGUAAAAAUUUUUUGGAAAAAUAUGAUGAAUUUAUUGUUGAAUUAAAAGAAAGAUGGUUUAGAGCUGUUUUUUAUCGAGUAUUCAAUGAAGUAUACAAAACUGAAGACAAAAAUACUGUAAAAAUUAAAUUAAGUAAGGAAAAAGAAGUGGAAAAAGAAAAAGGAGAAUCAAGUACAAGCAUGAAUGUUGAAACACUUCAAAAUAAACAAGACAAACAUAUUCUCUAUUUUGACAAAAACAGUUUAAUUGGAAAAACACUUUUGUUAAAUAUUUAUGGAAAAGAAAAUGCAAUAAAAUUGGUUAAAGGAAAAAAAGAUUCACCAAUACUUGUAAAUAUUAACGAUGGAAAUAGUAAGUUUUUAAAGAAAAUAGAAAGUAAUAACUGUAGACUUUGGAACAAUUCCGUCAUAUCUGUUGUGUAG
Molecule: messenger RNA, 1656 nt
Organism: Meloidogyne enterolobii
Lineage: Eukaryota; Metazoa; Nematoda; Chromadorea; Rhabditida; Meloidogynidae
Source: the annotation of a GenBank genome assembly